Messenger RNA from Dryobates pubescens (Downy woodpecker), 942 nucleotides. RefSeq names its product olfactory receptor 4S2. Gene Ontology annotation, biological process: G protein-coupled receptor signaling pathway. Gene Ontology annotation, cellular component: membrane. The coding region runs from base 1 to 942 and encodes 313 amino acids. The transcript has a single exon. The record is from RefSeq and is a predicted model, not a curated record. NCBI's taxonomy places the organism in Eukaryota, Metazoa, Chordata, Aves, Piciformes, Picidae. Gene Ontology annotation, molecular function: G protein-coupled receptor activity; olfactory receptor activity.
AUGAACAUGGCCAACAUCAGCAGUGUGAAGGAGUUCAUUCUUCUGGGCCUCUCCGUGAGCCAAGGGGUGCAGAAAAUGUGUUUUGCGAUGUUUCUGUUCUUCUACCUGAUGAUUGUGGCAGGAAACCUGCUGAUUGUGAGCACUGUAGUGAGCAGCCAGCGCCUGAACUCCCCCCUGUAUUUCUUCCUGGGCUACCUGUCCUUCAUAGAUAUCUGCUACUCUUCCGUCACAGCCCCCAAGAUGAUCGCCGACCUCCUCGCUGAAAACAAAACCAUCUCCUUCGUGGGCUGCAUAGCACAGCUCUUUGGGGUGCAUUUCUUUGGCUGCACAGAGAUCUUCCUCCUCACGGUGAUGGCCUACGACCGCUACGUGGCCAUCUGCAGGCCCCUGCACUACACCACCCUCAUGACCAGGCGCGUGUGCGGCCGGCUGGUGGUCGGCUCGUGGGUAGGAGGCUUCCUGCACUCCCUAGCUCAGACUCUGCUGACCACUCGGCUCCCCUUCUGUGGCCCUAACAAAAUCGACCACUACUUCUGCGACGUCCACCCCCUGCUGCAGCUGGCCUGCACCGACACCUACGCCGUGGGCGUCGUGGUGGUGGCCAACAGCGGGAUGAUCACUCUGACUUGUUUCCUCAUCCUGGUCACGUCCUACGCGGUCAUCCUGGCUUCCUUGAGAAGUCAAACCUCUGAAGGGUGGCACAAGGCCCUCUCCACCUGUGGGUCCCACAUCACCGUGGUGGUCCUGUUCUUUGGGCCGUGCACCUUCAUCUACAUCCGUCCCUCCAGCAAUCUGUCGGAGGACAAGAGCGUGGCAGUGUUCUACACCAUCAUCACCCCCAUGCUGAACCCGCUCAUCUACACGCUGAGAAACGAGGAGGUGAAGAGUGCCAUGAGAAAGCUCUGGUGCAGAGAAGUGGGAAGUGAGCACAAAAAGGUGUAG